Molecule: messenger RNA, 2811 nt
Organism: Fusarium verticillioides 7600
Lineage: Eukaryota; Fungi; Ascomycota; Sordariomycetes; Hypocreales; Nectriaceae
Product: asparaginyl-tRNA synthetase
Exons: 3
Coding region: 277-1875 (532 amino acids)
Biological process (GO): asparaginyl-tRNA aminoacylation
Cellular component (GO): mitochondrion
Molecular function (GO): nucleic acid binding; ATP binding; asparagine-tRNA ligase activity
Source: RefSeq, a predicted model, not a curated record
ACCAGCCCGUGAUAUUUCCAAAAUUUCUCCACAGCCAACCAUUCUUCCAUUAUCCCUUGCGUUGGACGCCACGACACUACUUCAGCCCAUCUCACUCACCGACAAAAGUCGUAAUUAUUUUUACAUCAUUACGCGCAUGUUUCCGAUUUGAGGCGGAUCUGAUUCCUAACAUAGCAGAUUCGGGCUCCAUGAUUGGGUGUUGAGGAAAGGCACUUCCCAGAGUUAGCUUCUGCUGCUUACAUCUUAGAACGACCAACUGACUCGUCAUCUCUCAUAAUGAGAUCGUUUCGUGCAUCGAGAGUGCCAAGAUUGGGAAGACCAAGGCCCCAAAUAAGGCCGUAUGCGGUCAAGGUUCCUCCUGGCGAGUGCCAGAAGGAUAUCAAAACUGUGGCUGAGCUUAAAGCUUGGGGCCCAUCGGCCCAUGUGCCUGAUGUCGAAGUUUGCGGAUGGGUCAGAUCAGUGCGGAAGAGCUCAGGGGUACGCUUUGUCGACAUCACCGAUGGAUCGUCCAUGCGACCUGUUCAGGUGGUCGUGGACAAGAAUCUAGCCACGGAUAUGCGUCCAGGUGCAGCUGUCCGCUUAAAAGGAACAUGGGUUGAUGAGAGCAGAAAACAGCCUGCCAUCGGUGGGACAACUCAGGCUUCGAGCAAGGGCGAAAAGUCAACAAGCUCAGAACAGCCAGAGCUUAAGGUCUCAGAGGUGGAGGUUCUCGGAGGCUCUGAUCCUAUGACCUAUCCGAUCCAGAACAAAUAUCAGUCCCCUGAAAGUCUUCGCACUAUCUCACAUCUGCGGCCAAGAACGCCUCUGAACUCAACAAUGCUACGAUUUCGAUCAGAUGCCACCGCCAUACUCACACAAUUCUUCUUCCAUGAGCGAUUUCAGCAAACGCACCCUCCUAUCAUUACUUCCUCUGAUUGCGAGGGCGCUGGAGAAGCAUUUGCUGUCAAAGCAUCUUCUCCUGACGAGUUCUUCCGUGAUCCCAAGUAUCUGACUGUCUCUUCUCAGCUCCAUCUUGAGGCUCUCGCUCAGGCGCUCGGCAACGUCUGGACCUUAUCCCCAACAUUUCGUGCCGAGCAGAGUGAUACGUCGAGACAUCUCAGCGAGUUUUACAUGCUCGAGGCUGAGAUGAGCUUCGUUGAUAAUAUGGAGGAAGUCAUGAACCUAGCACAGCGCAUGCUGAACUCGAUGACCAGUGGGUUGAAGGAGCUGAAUGCUGCAAAGGAGCUUGAGCAGAACCGGGUUGACUCGAAGGAACCUUCCGAGCGCCUGGCAUUUAACGACCUAGUUGACCAGGAACAACUGGAUCGUCGAUGGCGAGGUAUGCUCACCACCAAGACAUGGCCUAGAAUCACGUACAGUGAAGCUCUUGAGAUUCUCAAGCCUAUUGCCGACCAAUUUGAGCACAAGCCUACAUGGGGUUCUGGUCUGCAAUCGGAACAUGAGAAGUACCUCGCUGAGAAGUUAGGUUACGACGAGGCCACGGAUGCAUACGUUCCAAUCUUCAUAACACAGUAUCCGCGGGAUAUCAAGGCAUUCUACAUGCGCCAGUCAUCCUCGUCUCCGGCUUCGGGUCUGACAGUGGACUGUUUUGACCUCCUGGUUCCUCACCUGGGUGAACUGGCUGGCGGCUCUAUGCGUGAGAACCGUCUGCCUCAACUCGAGGAGAACAUGCGGGCCCUUGGUCUAGAAGUUCCCAGCAAGCGCUCCGACAAGGGCAAGGAGCUGGCCUGGUAUCUCGACCUGCGUCGCUGGGGUUGCCCCCCUCACGGUGGCUUCGGACUUGGUUUCGACCGACUUCUAAGCUACCUCACUGGCGUGCCCAACGUCCGUGAUGUCGUCCCUUUUCCACGCCACUACCAUCGAUGCGACUGCUAAGCGCUGAUUCGGAGUUGCACAUCUCCUCUCAUUUUCAUUGCAUCUGCCGCCCAGAUAUGGCCUUCACCGUCUUUCCACGCCCAACAGGACAUUCUCGUUAAUGCCUGCCUACCUUGGAUAGCCCUCCGCCCUCAGAGAUACGUCCAUUUCAGCGAGCAAUUCGAUACUAUGACUUUUUGCCGUGACACGUUGCGCACACCAAAGCAAGCGACACUUGUGUAUCCCGUCAGGGCAAACGGUCACGAGAUAUGCACGGUCUCCUCUUUCCCGUGGAAACAUGCAUGGACCGCGAGUACUGUGUGACACAGCGAUGGGCUCUCAGGGCAUCUCAGCUGUGUGGGCUGGAUACGGUGAGGAGGAGCUCCUGAGUUGACUCGGAUGAGUGCAUGCAGUGUUUGCACGAUCUAGGUUUACUGCGCGUGGCCGACGGGGAGAGCGCUGGAUCUUCCGAUGGCGAGGACGAGGACGAGGGUGGGAUCUGCUAGAGAUCGAGACAAGGAGCUGGGGUCUUUCAGAUCUCUGAUUCAUGUUUAUAUCGUCGUAUCUGGGGGACUGUGUAUCACUCUGUGAUGGAUUGGUCACGACAUGAUAAGCCAAAACUUAGAAAAAGCACAUGGGUUUUUGUUGCUUCUGCUUGAGCUCAACUUGAUCGCGAACACUGGCGAUAGAGCAUGAUGGGGUGUACUAGAUACUACCUCGUUGUUGUCUUUCGGGUUGUCUGUGGUCGUGGAACUAUUGACGGGAGUGAUGUGAUCACUGCUACGUUAAUCUUACCUGCUUGUAAGUCUGGUAAUCUUCGUAGCUUGUAGGCAGCUUACUUUUCAUUCCUGGAGGAACUUUCCUAGUGUGGCCUUGGCAGAUCUUAAUACAGUUGCUGUCUUGUAUGUGCCGUGGCAUGGUGUUCAAACGACUCGUUAUGCCAAGAGACUACAUCGA